UCUCUUUUGUUUCUUCAAUGGCAGAAACAAUAGGAAGUUAAUGAAAAUUCACGUGAAUCUCUCCGAGACUGCUCUUACACUAACCUUCUUCAAACCUAACCAUGCAAUUAUCUCUCCUAUCUUUCCUCUUCAAUGACACUUGUCCCUUUUAUUUUAUAACACCCACUCUCUCUUUCUGGUUUUCUUUCUUUUUAUUGUUUCUUUUAAAUCGCAUUCUAUAUAAUUGCACCUUCUUCAGCAACCUUAAUCUCCAAUUUCCUGGGAAACCCUUGUAAAGAAAAGGUUUCCCGGAUCCCAAACACCCAUCUUUCUUUCAUUAUGGUUCCUCUGACCUCUUAUUAAUUCUUGUUUGAGGAAAGAAAAGGAAGGCUUAAUUUAUCAUCAAUGGAUUUUCCUUCAUUAAAGAAAUCAUUCAAAAGUCAGAGUUCCUAUAAACAACAACACACGAGGAAACUCUCUGCUGAUGGAAGUGCAUCAAGCCACCCCAGCAGCCAGGAAGAGUUGCCUAUUCUUGGUCAUCAUUACCAAUUGAACAAUCAUGAUCACCACGCAACUCCACAACCAUCAAAUGUCGGAUCUUUUGACCGGGCUGAGGUCAUUGUCAAGGUUGAUGCUGGCAGUUCCAGCUCCGAGAGAAGUAGUACAGCCUCUAAUAUUAGUAAAACACGAAGAGAGGCUAGUGUUAGUUACAUGCAACAUGGGCAUCAGGAAAUCGAGGAUCCACCGUCAGUGCUCAUCGGUGAAUUCCUGAACAAACAGAAAAUUGCUGGUGGUGAGAUUUCUCUAGACAUGGAAUUGGAAAUGGAUGAGCUGAGACGAGAAUUACAUGAUCGAAACUUGCCGCCAUUUCCUGAAUCUCCACUGGACAGCAGCAUCAAUCUUUCUAAGGAAAUUCGGGUUUCUUUCGAUCCUUCUCUUUCUGGUGGCGUUGAAGGUUCAUCAGAGUCUAUAAGGAGACGGUAUAAGGAUUUGCAAGAAGGCAAAGAUGAUAUGUUAUUCAGUGAUACUCAUCGUCAUAAUCAACAAUCUAGUCCUGAUGAGGUGUUGAGGUGCACAUCGAGUGCGUCUUUUCGAGUACAGCCCAGCAGCAAAAUAUCAAGAUUGAAAACGAAAUCAAGGCUUUUAGAUCCACCACCUGAAGAACGAGGGAGAAUUUCAGGGAGAUUGCCAACAAAAUCGGGGCCAUUGAAAUCUGGGUUGUUAGGCAGGGCUAUGGGCGAUGACGACGAUGAUGAUCCAUUAGACGAUGACGAUAUGCCUGAAGAGUAUAAGAAGAGGUCUGGUUUAAGUGCAAUGACUGUAAUUCAAUGGGUGAGUUUAAUUGCAAUUGUAGGUGCAUUGGUGUGUAGUCUUUCUAUAUCUGCUUUGAAGGAAGAGAGCUUUUUAGAGCUUAAAUUGUGGAAAUGGGAGGUUUUGUUGCUGGUUCUGAUAUGUGGGAGAUUGGUUUCAGGUUGGGGUAUUCGUAUAAUAGUGUUCUUCAUCGAAAGGAAUUUUCUUUUGCGAAAAAGGGUUUUGUAUUUUGUGUAUGGAUUAAGAAGUGGAGUGCAGAAUUGCUGGUGGUUAGGCCUUGUGCUUUUAGCCUGGCAUUUCUUGUUCGAUGAGAAAGUUGAGAGAGAAACAAAAGGAAGCUUUCUUAAGUACGUUACUAAAAUCUUGGUGUGCUUUUUGGUGGCUAAUUUUGUGUGGUUGCUCAAAACUUUAAUGGUUAAGGUUCUUGCUUCAUCUUUCCAUGUCAGUACAUACUUUGAUAGGAUUCAGGAGUCAAUCUUUAACCAAUAUAUAAUUGAGACGUUAUCAGGUCCACCAUUGAUUGAAAUACGAAGAAAUGAGGAUGAAGUAGAGAAGACUGCUGCUGAGAUUCGUAAGUUGCAAAAUGCUGGGCUUAACAUGCCUCCAGAACUCAAGGCAGCUGUCCUCCAACCAGCAAAGAGUGAAAGAGGUGUUUUGAGUGGGGGGGUACAUAAAAGUUAUAGGGGGAAAAGCUUCAAGUAUUCUAGGCAACUUUCAAAAAAGGAAGAGAAAAAGACUGAAUAUGGGGUUACAAUUGAUUACUUGCACAAACUGAACCCCAAGAAUAUUUCAGCUUGGAAUAUGAAGAGGCUGAUGAAAAUUGUUAAAUAUGGUUCUUUAUCCACUUUGGAUGAGCAGAUCCUGGGGGCCGGCGCUGACGACGAAUCUGCAACAGAGAUCAGAAGUGAAUACGAGGCUAAAGCUGCUGCAAGAAAAAUUUUUCAUAAUGUGGCUCGGCAUGGAUCAAAGUACAUCUACUUGCAGGAUUUGAUGCGAUUUAUGCGAGAUGAUGAAGCUUUGAAAACAAUGAGUUUCUUCGAAGGAGCAUCUGAACACGGCAGGAUAAGUAAAUCAUCUUUAAAGAACUGGGUGGUCAAUGCGUUUAGAGAGAGGAGAGCACUUGCUUUGACAUUGAAUGAUACGAAGACAGCAGUGAACAAGCUUCAUCAAGUGAUAAACGUAGUAGUUAGCAUUAUCGUAUUCGUCAUCUGGCUACUCAUACUUGGAAUUGCUACAAGCAAAUUCGUGGUCUUCGUAGGAUCACAGAUUGUUGUUGCUUCCUUCAUCUUUGGAAAUACUGUGAAGACAUUGUUCGAAUCGAUUCUCUUCUUGUUCUUGAUUCACCCAUUUGACGUGGGUGAUAGAUGUGAAGUGGAUGGAGUACAGAUGAUAGUUGAGGAGAUGAACAUUCUAACCACCAUAUUCCUAAGAGCUGACAAUAUGAAGAUUGUCUACCCUAAUAGUGUUCUUGCUACAAAGCCUAUUGGCAACUUCUACCGCAGUCCUGAUAUGGGUGAUGCAGUUGAGUUCUUCAUCCAUGUAUCCACUCCAGCAGAAAAAAUUGCUAUUAUGAAGCAGAGAAUAACAAGUUUCAUUGAAGGUAAGAAAGAGCACUGGUAUCCGGGUCCAGUAAUUGUGAUGAAGGAGCUGGAAGAUUUGAACAAGGUGAGAGUGGCAGUGUGGAUGAGGCAUAGAAUAAAUUACCAGGACAUGGGGGAGAGAUACGUCAGGAGAUCUCUUUUACUGGAAGAAAUGGUGAAAAUAUUUAAGGAUCUUGAUAUUCAGUAUCGCUUAUUCCCGCUUGAUAUCAAUAUCCGCACCAUGCCUCCUCUGAACUCUUGCAGCCCUCCUUAGAGAGACAUUCGCCUAUAUAAAUAUAUCUUAUUUUU
Molecule: messenger RNA, 3179 nt
Organism: Ricinus communis (castor bean)
Lineage: Eukaryota; Viridiplantae; Streptophyta; Magnoliopsida; Malpighiales; Euphorbiaceae
Product: mechanosensitive ion channel protein 6
Exons: 5
Coding region: 385-3144 (919 amino acids)
Biological process (GO): transmembrane transport; monoatomic anion transport
Cellular component (GO): plasma membrane
Molecular function (GO): mechanosensitive monoatomic ion channel activity
Source: RefSeq, a predicted model, not a curated record